AUGGCGGAUGAAGAUGUUACGCUGAAUGGUAAACCUCUACAAUCGCUCCGUGUGGCAGACUUGAAAGCCGCUUUGGAGCAACGAUGCCUCCCUAAAAGCGGGGCGAAAAAUACACUCAUUAAGCGACUGAAAGGGGUAAGCUUGGCUCAGGUUUUUGCUUCUAUCAACAAGCUGGUCAAGUUCAGCAGGAGGCUAUAGAGAGUGGGGUUAUAGGCCGUGUGUCGGUGGUUCGGGAGUGGGAAUGCAUAAUAUUUGGCACGCAUACGCGUGCGGAGGAUUUCAGGUCUAGCGAAUUAUGCAUCAGUGUGUUUCAAGAUGUCGAAACAAAUGUAGAACUAUGUCUAGUGUGGUACAACACUCUUCAAAGUUGAGAUGUGUUGCACGGACCGAACUGAAGGCCCAACCGGAGUGUGUGUGUGUUUAUGCUAGCGAGCUAACUAGCGGUAGUCCCUCUACUGUAUUUUUGAGCUGCUGUGCUCGGGCCAGCGUUCUGUGAGAGGAGGAGGGGCAGGGUGAUUGGGUACGCGCCUGCCCAUAUGCGCCGUUUACAUUAGCUCGCUAGUUACAUAGUUAGCUUAGCAAGGCAAGCAUGUUUUGGAGUUAAUUAACGUGAAAUUGCUUUUAUUUUCAUCUUCAAUUAUCUAUUUUACUAAAAUAAAUGUUCCUAAACACUACCACAACUGAAAAACAUAUCGCUUUCCUGCAAACUAAUGCUGAAUAUAAUGUGCACACCGUCUGAGCCAAUACCCAAUUGCAUUAUAAUUGCCCCAUAAGUGGCGUAAUAACAACUGCACACAAUAUUCCGCAAUCACACAAUUAUAACGACACGUUCUUUAAUCAGCCAUGCAGUUUCUUUUGCAUGUUUUAUUACAAUUUCCUGUGUGUGAAAAUGGGGUAUUCUUCUUCCGCAUUUCCAAUUGAAUGCAAGCUAAAGGUUUGCAAAUGUAUUGGAAGAGCAAUCGAAACUGGCUGGCACUCUAUAAACUCAAUGACCCGAGUCGAUUUGGAUUUACGUAUCGCCAUGAAGCUUUGGCUGGGCCCCCCCUCCUAUGUAACUGACCAACGAACGAUCCCUGUCGCUUCUACGUUCCCUAUUUAUACGGAAUAAAAAUGGGUUUGUUCAUUAGAAGAGAAUAUCCAUGCAGAGGACAGGACAGAGAGAAAUAGUGUUUGAGACCCUGCUCCCGACCACGAUGAUGACGUUUUGGGCAUCACUUGCAGCUGCAACAGCACAGAAACAACUCCAGCUGGAGUUGGCAUGGGAACAACAGGUUUUUGUCCUGUCUAUGAUGCUACAUUUAUCUCCCUUAUUUGUUGACUGAUUUCAUGUAUGUGCAUGGAAGAAUGUGUUUAGUUUUGCUACAAUGUAAAUGUUGAAUGUUUAGUACUGUAUUGCUUUUAUUGCUUCUCCGAUGAUGAUCCCGCCAUGCUAAUACUGAUGCACCAGACUGACGGUGUGUCUCUCUGGGUGCAAGUGAGUUAGCCUCACCUUCUCAUACUGACUGGAUCAGUGUGUGCUGAGGAGAAUGCACAAAUAGCUCUUACUCACCUACAUCUUUGCGAAAAUACAACAGCAUGGUGAUGUAUGUGUUUCAACCAGUCUUUUGCUCUCUGUUUUAGGCUCUAAUGUUGGAGAAUCUUCAGAGGACCUCCACUCCCCAUAUUGGGCUCCAGCCCAACUCCCAGGUAAGAGCCCAAGCAAAACAGAGUCAACACUAGGUGGAGUUACCUGAUUUAAUUGUCAGUCAUCUGUGUGUUUGACCAGAGAUGUAUAUAUUUUUUUACCCUCAAAUUAAUUAGAACAUACUGUAUUUCUACCUGUAGCAUUACAUUUCUAAGGUUGUCUAUCUUAUAUAUUCUUAGAUUGGGGUGAAGAUGAGUCCUGUAUCAUUCAAAUACAAAGAUAGCCUUUCCCUUCCUGUUUUCUAAUGUUGUGCCUAUAUCCCCUGUGAGUUUAGAUUGGGGAGGAGAUGAGCCAGAACAGCUUUAUAAAGCAGUACCUGGCCCAGCAGCAGGAGCUCCUCCGCCAGAGACUGGAGAGGGAGGCCCGGGAGGCAGCCGAGGCCGACGGCAAGACAUCCACAAUCAGGCUCUAAUAUCCACACUAGCAUACACUACUUAGCAUGGAAUGCUGGUGUGGAGUGGGCAUUGGAACAUUGUUCCAAUAUCCACACUAGCAUACUACUUAGUGUGAAGCAAUGUUUUGAGCAUGCAUUCUAAGUGGUGCUAGUGUGGCCAUCUGCUGAACAAUGGACGAUGGCCCCAUAGAUUAGUGUAGUUGGCACAUGUAUGUAUGUAUGUAUGUAUAAAUAGUGGCACAAUAGUGUUGUUAACAACGGUAUAUACCUGAAUGGAGGGCAGUUAGAUUAGUGCCAUUCACAUCUGCAUAUGGAUGUGCCAGAGUGAACUCCUCAUCAGCAUAUAUGGAUAGUGUGCCCAUUUCAUUUCUCACACCAUGUUAUGUCCUUAUUGUCUCCAAUGAUGAUCUCGCCAUGCUAAUACUGAUGCAUCAGACUGACAGUGUGUCUAUCUGGGUGCAAGUGAGUUAAACUCACCGUCUCAUACUGACUGGGUUCAGUGUGAGCUGAGGAGAACUACUAGGAAUUAACCACGAUUCCCGCUGUAAUAUAUUUUACCCAAAAGGCUACUAAUACUACUUCUGUGUCUGUCAGUUUAAUGUAUUAUUGUAUACCAGUUUAUUUUGGUAAGUGAGUGAGCAGUCUUUGUUUAUUCCAUUCCCAAUUGAGUUGUAGUCUGCAGACAUCCCAGUUCCAUUCUUUCUAAAUGGGCAAAAAGCUUAUUUUGUUGUCAAACAAAUGGAGUGUGCUGCAUGGCCUUUUAUUAGGUCAACUCUGACCCCUGACAUCUAACCUCUGUUUCCUCUUUCUGUGAAACAGAAAGCCCAGCGGGCCCAGAGGAGGAGGAGCAAACAGAGGAGGGUAACGACAGUGAUUCCUACCACCCUGACAAGGUCAGUAACCUACACACAGACAGAAGCAGAAGACGCUAAAAAGCCAACCACAUUCGAACGGUCCUCCAGAUAUAUUUAUUAUCCUAUAUGUUAUAUUGUUCAUAUCAACCGAGCAAACAGUCUCAAUUUCUCUGUCUUCUUCCCCCAACCUCUCCUCUCCCACCCCAGCAUCGCCCCAUGCCCUCCCAGCCCCCACUGACCCGGGCUGAGGAAGAGGGAGGAGGAGGGCCAAUGAUGAUGGGGCACCAGGGCCAAGGGAUGAUGAUGGGCCAAGGGAUGAUGUCUCGCAGACCAGACUUUGGCCCAAGCUCUGUGCCCCAAGAGUCCCCUAACGCCCCUGGAGGUCCUGGAUCCUGGAUGCAGCACCGUCCCUCCCUCCAACAUGGCCUCCACCACGAGGAGCCCACCACCCCUUCCCCGCCCCGAGCUGUGGCCUCCCUGUCGGUGCGCGUCCUAGGGGACCCAGAGCGCCAGGGCCUGCCCCCGUCCAUGCCCUCCCGCGCCCAGACCCAGGAGAAGGAAGGCACCGCCCCGGCGGAUGACGACCGACCUGCCCACUCCGUACUCCACCUCAGCCGCUCCGCCCGUGCAGCAGCCGGCGGUAACCGCGUCCAGGAAGACGGUGACGAUGAUGACAGCAGUGAGGAGGAUGAAGAUGAGUGGGGACCUGCGGCGGGGGCGAGGAGAGGUGGCGGAAGAGGAUGUGCCCCUCCCCCACAGCCCCAGCAGCCUUCCCCCAGCGUCCCAGCGGCCCGAGAGCGAUCCAGACGCAAGCUCCAGCCUCCGCAACACAUCCCCCCUCAGCAGGUAGUACACCAGCCCCCCAUGCAGCUCCGCCAGCCCACCCCGCCCCCCUCUCCACCCCCAGAGCUCUCCUUCCCCCUCCCCGACACCCCCAAACAAAGUCCGCCCGACAUGGAUGAGGAGUCAGAAGGAGCUGGGGUGGCUGUCCGCCCCCCUCCAGGUGGCCUCCAGAGGCAGGACUCUGACUCCAGCUCCCGAUCUAGCAGCCCAGAGCCCCUAGCCCAGCGCCGGCCCGGACCCCUCUCUUUGCUGGCCCGCAAGAUGGCGUCCGAGGGAGCUUUCGGUAAGAGAGGCGAGGGUGCGCUGGCGGACGGCCAGACAGGUCCUGGAGGGGAGGCUUCCGGACCAGGAGAUGGAGUUGGCAGCAGCCCAGGAGCUGGAGCAGGACCGGGGGUUGGGGUGGUCAGGUUCCCUGGGGCUGCUAUCACCCACACAGGAGGUAGCAGCAGCGCAGGGCACACGGGAUUCGUCACUGUACCUGAGGUCCCUGCACCCGUGGUUAUGUUUGGAUCAGGAGCCCAGCCCCAGUCCCAUCCUGUCCCUCUGCUGUCGGUGGCAGCUGUCCCCAGCAUAACCCUCACCACCGAGCCCCAGGGUCCAUCUGGAGAGACGGCACAGAAGAGGACGGAGAAAGAGACAAAGCAGGUGGAGGAGAGGGAGAGGAAGAUGAAGCAGGCGGAGAAGGAGAGGGAGAAACAGGAAGAGAAGGAGAGGGAGAGUCAUCUGCCGCCAUGGCAGCGUGGACGUGACUUGACGCUUCCAUCUGCGUCUUCACAGUUUGGGUUUGGGGGGUCAGAGGAGCCUGCAAAGGACCAGGGAGACACCCCUAAAAUGUCACCCUUCGGCAGGGACGAACCCCUAUCCUCCGCUCCCGGCUCAGCCAUGACGACCACCACCACCCCCCCGCCUGCCAUCGCCCCCAAGAAGCUCCGCAUGUUCUCCGACACCUCCUCCGGCUCCAUGAUCUCCCGUCCCAAACCUGUGCAGCAGGGGUCAGUGGUGGUGACCACCCCAGGGGAACCCCCUGAACCCCAUGGUAUAUCUGUGAGACCCCAGGUGGUCCUUGUCUCAGGGGCCCAGCAGCACACAGACGACACCAUGGAGGUCACUGCACUGAACAAGGCGUCCGUGGAGAAGCCUGGAUGGAAAACUGGAGACGAUGGGAAGAUGGAGAAGGAGCGUGACAGCCAGGCGGAGAAGGAGCGUGACAGCCAGGCGGAGAAGGAGCGUGACAGCCAGGCGGAGGCAGAGAAGGAGCGUGACAGCCAGGCGGAGGCAGAGAAGGAGCGUGACAGCCAGGCGGAGGCAGAGAAGGAGCGUGACAGCCAGGCGGAGAAGGAGCGUGACAGCCAGGCGGAGGUGGAGAAGGAGCGUGACAGACAGGCGGAGAAGGAGCGUGACAGCCAGGCGGAGAAGGAGCGUGACAGCCAGGCGGAGAAGGAGCGUGACAGCCAGGCGGAGAAGGAGCGUGACAGCCAGAAGGAGAAGGAGCAGGAGCGUGACAGCCAGGCGGAGAAGGAGAAGGAGCGUGACAGCCAGGCGGAGAAGGAGCGUGACAGCCAGAAGGAGAAGGAGCGUGACAGCCAGGCGGAGAAGGAGACUUCUAAAGCCGGGGAGACCAGGAGAAGGGGACCUGAAAAGACUGUUGAGGUUGAGCCCAUGGGACCUGUUCUGCCCCCUUCUUACCCAGGUAAGGGAGAAGAAGAGAGGAGGAGGAAGGAAGAUGAGGGGAGGAGGAAGGAAUAUGAGAGGUUGAAGGAAGAAGAGCGAGGCAGACGGGGGGAGAGGGCGAGGCACAGGAGGUCAUCCCCCUCCAGUGGUGGCGACUCUUCAUCCUCGGACUCUGGAUCCUCUUCGUCACGUACCUCUGGCUCCACCUCCUCCCGGGACAAAAAAAAGAAGGUUAGUGAUUGGCUAAUCUGGAUGUCAAUCAAUCUUUCUCUCUGCAAUGACAAGCUAUCAUCACAAUCCAGUGCUAGAGCAGUCUACACAUUAGUUCUUGCUUAUGCUUCUCUCCGAUGAUGAUCCCGCCAUGCUAAUACUGAUGCGCCAGACUGACAGUGUGUCUCUCUGGGUGCAAGUGAGUUAAACUCACCUUCUCAUACUGACUGGUUCAGUGUGGGCUGAGGAGAACUAGUGAAAGAUGCUUCACCACCUGCACAUGCCAUGCUUAUUUCUUUAUAUUUUUUCCCCAUUUACAAUUAACAUAACCUCUCUUCCCUCAUACAAUCCUACGCCUUGCUCCUUAACAAAUCCCCAUCUUUCUUGUCUAACUUUUUUCUUUAUUUGACUACAUUUACUGAUAUAAAAGUUGAUUCUUUACUGUUAUAGAAGUGUCUCGAACACUUUUGGUCUCUUAACAGAACACGUUGAUAUUUUGCUAUAUAUUGCCAAUUGUCUGUGAUUUGCUCACUCUUUAUUUGUUUAUCAGAAGACUGGCACAGGAAAAGGGGAUAAAAAGAGAAGACUGGACAGAGGAGAGAAGAACCAACCUGCCAGGUCAGCCAUAGUACCAUUUGAGUUGCUCUCACACACACACUCCUUGCUGUUCUUUGCACGCACGAACACACACUUCACAUAAACAAUCCUUGGUGAGGUGCUCACAUUUGAGGGGAAGCUCCUGCAAACCUUUCAAAAACAAGUGACAUUAUGUGCUCACGGUGUUGCUGAUAUAGGCCUACACAGAUUCACAAAAUCAUACUCCAUCUCACACCUGUCUCUCACUUAAUUCAUUUCUUCCCACAAGAACAGAAUACAAUCCUAAAUGCCAGUUUGUAGGUUUACAACAGUCCAUAUCAUAUAAUCUAUUCCUCUACCAAUGUCUCUUGGCUCUGCUGGCAUUUUUUUUUGUCUGCAAUGUGAAUGUGUCUUUGGAUGUGGUCCUCUGUAGCUCAGCUGGUAGAGCACGGCACUUGUAACGCUAGGGUAGUGGGUUCGAUCCCCGGGACCACCCAUACACAACAACAAAAAAUGUAUGCACGCAUGACUGUAAGUCACUUUGGAUAAAAGCGUCUGCUAAAUGGCAUAUUAUUAUUAUAUUAUUACUUGAACACAUGCUGAACACUUCAUUCUGGUCAUUGAUCCGUGGAGGAUUGGACUCCAGGGGUGGAUGGACGUCGCAAGGUAGCAAUUGAGAGUUUAAAGAUUAUAAUAAAAGCAGGAAGCACCAUCAGAAAACGUGUGUGGAUGUGUGUGUGCAGAUGUAUACUGUAUGUGUCUUGCCUCAUCAUCAUGACGUUUGAAUGUCUAUCAAUGACCAUGAGUGAAGUAUAUGUUUCAUUGGUUUUAUUGUGUUUUGAUGAAUGACAGAUGUUUUGGCUUGACUUUUGGUUUGGACAUUUGACAAGGAUAAAUUGGGAAGAAAAUGUGAAUGGUGUCUUCCAUAUAGACCUGAUACUGUAAAUUGGCCAGAACACCAACCAGAGUUUGCAACAAUGUUUUAGCUUUAUACAUUGUAGCUACUCUACUCCUCCUUGCCUGGAAACCCGACGUUGAAUUGCAUUGAAUUCUAAGUCUGGAAGAAAUGAGCGUUUUGAAUCAGGAAAGUUUCCUUUCAAGACUUCUACAUGCCAGAAAGUUGAAUACAAUUAUAUUUUAAUGUACUUUACCGGUUGGUCAUUUUGGCUGUAGGAUUGUGAGAAUCUAUGCACAGGAAAGAAUAAUUACAUCAAUUUUUUAAAGUGCUUAAUGCGUUCAGAUUUCUAUCACCUGAAGCAUGCGCAGAACCAUGUAAACACGUGCACGGCAAGUAUGCAUGCGUCUCUUUUAUUUUUUAAAAAUCUUGUGUGCAUGCAUCAGGCGAUAGAAAUCUGAACGCACUACCAGCACUUUAAAAAGUUUAUAGUUUUUAUUCAACAUUCUGGCUUGUAGAGGUCGUGAGAGGAAACUUAACUGAUGCUUACUCACACGACUACAUAUUAUGGAAAAGGCAACGGUUAUAUGCGGAAUACUUGGGACGUCCCUACUCUAACCGUAACCCUACCAUUUUAAAUGUAAACUUCAAUUGGUUAACGUCCAAUUAUUUUUAUUGGCUAACGGGGCGCUGUUUUGAAGCCACCGCGCCUCCAUCUUGGCACUCCCCAACCGUUGUAAAUAAUAUUUUGGAAGCUAUAUUAAUAAUUUAUUAAUGUCUACAUUUUGUUUUUGCCACUUAAUCUAUUACAGACACCUUCAUGCAUCUGUUUUUUUGUUGUAAUGAUACUGUCCCACUACAACAACAACAAUUAUGUAAUUUUGUCCUAAACAUUUUAAUUGAAAUACUGUACAAUUCCAUUCAUUCCUAUGGAGGACUGCUCUUUCUGGGGAGUGCCAAUAUGUUAAUAUGGCCGAUCGGCGGCUUCAAAGCCUCUCCUUGACCAAUACAUAGCAAUCGCAAUACAGGGUUUAUAUACAUCAUUGGUAACGUCAGCGUUGGGACGUCCAAAGAUCCCAGAUAGUAUGGACCAAAAAACGGUAGUCAUAUUUUUUGUCAGGCGCUCAAUGCGGCAGGGCCACAGCCGGUGUGGCCUUGGCCAUUAUCUAUUAUUGACAAGAUGGUCGAGUGACCGCUCUAACAAUGGAAAUGCAUGUCCUCAAAGAUGGAUGGCAGGCGGGGGGAGGCGAGAUCAGGUGGGAUCAUAUUAGCCAAUGAGGGCAGAUACGCGUGUGAACACGAGGCACAACUCCGAUAUAAAGUACUUUUUAAAAAAAGUUGACACUCAUUGACUUCUUUACAAAAAUUCCUAAUUUCGUGGUAUUAUUUUCGUGGUCUGGUUUUGGGUGGAGUAAACCCUCUCGCUUCUUCCUCUCUGCCUUAGCUGAGAAGAUAGACCUGUCCUCGCUCUCUCACACUAAAUUCCCCUCCCGGCUCGCUAUCCAAUAUGGCCGUCGUGCGUGUAUUGCUACUCUGAUACCGUCGCAGUGCACAAACCCCGCAGCCGCAUAAGGAUUUCUCGAUUUUAAACCACGUUUGACCGGAGUAAUCGAUUACGAUAGAGCGUUGGCUGUCGGGGGUUCCAGCCCGGCAAUAUGCUGUCAGAAGGCAACAAAAACGGGUAAGAUGGCGAACUAGAGGGAGAGGGGUUAGGCAUUACGUUGCUAGCUGCUACCCUUGGUUUCAUCGCUAGUCGCUACCGCGCAGCUAGUGCUGAUAGCUUGUCACUUGUGUCAUGUCUCAAACCCUCGUUCAACCUGCGGGUCUGGUGCCUUUAUAUUCAGAUUAUGGCUAAACUUUCGACUCAUGCGUUGUCACGGUCAACUAUAGACGUGGGCGUUUGAUUAUUAGAUACGAAGUGUAUUACAUACAACGUGUACGCGAGUUUCGCUCUCUCCACGUUCACGGGGGGUGUGGAUCCAAUGGCCUCGUGUUGGGGGGGAGGGGAUGGGCGAUACCGGGGUAACUCCGUGGUCACUCAUGUUUUAAGUCUCGAGUACCAAAGGAUCCAUUACGCAGAUAAAUAACUAAUAUAGCUGGUAGUGGUUGGCUUAAAGGCAUCAUUGUGAGAAUCAUGCAGUAGCAGCGUUUCGUUUUAUUAAACAACGAAUGACUUCCUCGUUACUCUUGACUGUCAUAACAUGUUUUUCUGGUGUGUACUAAAGCUCACCCACACUCACUGUGAAUCCAAUGGAUGUUUAGAGACCAUUUUAUAUAUUUAAAUGAUAAAGAAAGCUGCCUGUCUCACCGUAUGAAUCGGUGUGUGAUAUAUAUAUAUAUAUAUAUAUAUAUAUAUAUAUAGAAAACGAUAUGUGAAGAAGUGGACAAUGAAAUCAGGAAUACCCCUGGAUUCAUACACACGUAUCAUUGGUAUGAAUCUAUAGAUUAUAUAACGCAUGUCCCACUGCAUGAAUCCUUGGGUAUACCUGAUUUUAAGUGUCCACUUCUUCACAUGUCGUUUUCUAUGCUCCUUGUAUAAAUAUAUGGCUCUGGUGUCAGAUUGUUCAGCGAGAUGAGUUGUGGUGAUGUUAAAUGAGUGUCACCAUGGGAGUUCAUUAAUACACAAGACAUCUGUUAGCCAGCAAGUCGUGUCUGUGUACCCUUAUGGUGUGACAUCAUUUUCCUUCUCCCAAGGCUCACUGUUGAUGAGACUGUCUCUUGCGGGUACCACAUGUACAAUCAAUGCUGAAUGUGUGGCGCAAGGAUUAAACGAUAAAGGAGGAAAUGGAAAAAAUAGCGGCCUCUCAUGAAACAUAGGGGUAGUUUCUCACCCCAACACACACACACUCUCUUAAUGAUCACUUAUGGGACAGGCUGCUCCUACACUGCUGCCCCAUUGGGGUCGAGUUCUAGUAGACAUCUGGCCCCUAGCCCCAUCACAGGCCUCACAUUGCAGGUGUUUGGAGGGGGUAAGAGCUACACACACACAACAAUUACUUUGUUUCGGUGUGGAGGAGGUGGAAGGCUUGAGGAUGCAAUAAUGAAUAUUUCCAAUUAGUUGGCAGUCAGUGACGUUAUGACCCUGUAAAUGAUCACCUCAAUUUGUGUACGUAUGCAGCCUUUGGUUAGUCAGUAGGAUGUCUUUGUUGGUCAGUCUGUUUGUGUGACUGACCUUAUGAGUAGUUUGUUUUGAGGUGUAUUUGUGACCCCAGCGCUGGGUGUCAGUUGGCUGCCUGAUGGUUUGAGUAAGUUAUUUAUAGUACACUGUCCCAGAUCACUGGCCUCAACCAACUUCCCCUUCGCUCUCCCUCGUCCUCCAUCUGUCCUCUGUAUGUCUCCGGCUCUCUUCUCCGAGGUAGAGGUAGCCUCCCAUCCAUCUUCUCUUCUCUGCUUUUUAAUGAGGGACACAUUUUAGUUACUUCGUACGAGAUUCUUUUCCGUUUUCAUGGCUAAUGAGAGAUGGUAGGACAAAAGACCACAGAUGUAAUCUAUGUCUUAGAUUUUAUGACAUUUUCCUAAUUCAGAUCUUUGUAUGAUAAUCUGCUCUCUCUACCCUACCCUCUCUCCCUCCCUCUUUCUCCCCCAGGGAGGUAAAGCAAUCUUCCCUGUCAGAGCCGUCUUGCCCUCUGGAGAGGCCAGACCCAGGCCAGACCCAGCCCAUCCCCGUCGGGGACCCACAGAACAGUGAGGGCCGUAUGGAGGAGGUAAGGCCGCUGAGAGGGAGGGGUUGGGUACUGGGAGGGUACUGGGAGCAAGGGGCUAACGGUGGGGGGGGGCAUUUGGGACACUGUUAAAUGUCCAUAGAGGGAUACUUCUGUAUGUGUCGGGAUAACAGUGAACGAGCAUACUAACCCCCUUGUAACUAUGGCUUCGAUAGAGUUAAAAUACCCAUAGGUAUGGGUCUGAACGAUCUAACCUCUCCUCGUCCUUUGACUGAGUUUGAUACAGCCAUUCUUUGCAACAUACACUCACACACAGAGGUGCCUCACACACAGAGGUGCCAUACACACACAUUAUUAUGUAGUCAUUAUUUUCAUAGAGCAGUUGCCUAAGCGACUCGACUGCAGGCGGUUCAUCCCUAAUGGGGUGUGAAAUAAGAUGUGAACUCCACACAGACUGCAUGCAUGCUCCACAUCACGAUGUUGUUUGGUCAGUGUGGGUGUCAGUGUGUGGUUGUGAGAGAGGGUGAGUUAAGUUAAUCUACAGUCACAUUCCUCCUUAUUAUCACAAGCUAAAGUAACACUCACUUUCAGAUAAAUAUACACACAUUUUCACUAAUCCUAUAAUGGCCAUACAGUUUUGUAGUAAUAAUCAUUACAGAGCCAUCAAAGGGAAGCAGAGUUACAUUUAUUUGGUUGUCCUUCCCUACUUGAGUCAGAUCCAAUGCUGUAAACCAGCAAUGUUCCAUGGCUAAUAGGACCCUCAUUUUGAUUGAUCUAUCAUGAGAUAACUUCAGAGAAUAUUCUUCUCUUUUACAUAUUGCAGAUUAUAAGCUAAUGCUAUUGGUAUUCAGCUAAAUAAACCCUUUUGAAAUGGCUCACCCUCACCGUGUGUGUUUGGGACCGUGACCUCAGGGUUUGCAUGAGUAAUAGCCCCUGACAGAGUGUGUGGGGAGAGAUACAUCAAGGCUUUCUCCCUCCUCUCUCUUUCCCUCCUCUUCUCUCCACCUCUUUGUCUCUCUCUCCCCCUUCUCUUUCCAUCUCUGCCUCUGCUUUCUUUCUCUCUCUCCACAACUGACUCUUGCUCUCUAUUUUUCUCUCUACUGAUGAUCUCUAUCUCUUUCCCUCUCGCGCUCUCUCUAGCCUGACUGUCCAUCUUUAUCUCUGUCAUUCCCAUGAUCUCUUUAUCUCUCUUGGUGUGACUGCUGUUUUAAAACCCCAUUGAUUGCUUUGUUACGAAGGUGCCCAUGCCUCUUCCAUUGUCCCUAAUGGUACCUGCGUACUACUACUCCUCCUCCAACUCCUGCCCCGCUAUGCCCAAGCGCCUCGGCUGUACCUGAUCUAGGCCCCAGAGUGAGAGCUACUACUACACCACACCUGACCGCACUGAGUUAGCCUCCGAGAGAGAACCAGAGAGCCAGAGCCUGCAAGGCCUCCCCUCUAAUCCUCCAGCCAAGACCAGCGCUGAAGCCAUACAGAGAGAAGCUGAACCACCAAGGCCUUCCCUAACCUCCAGCCCAGGCCAGCGCUGAGCCAACCACCGAAAUAGAGGCUGAGCCUGCAAGCCCAGCCCUGAGCCAACCACAGGGCCUGAGCCUGACCCACCAACGCCCAGAGCUGAGCCAGCCAAAACCUGCAGAAACACAACAAGCCACGCAACCACAAUCAGCACCAGAACCCUGGGGAGGGAAGCCCACUCACUGGACUGCCUGGUGGAGAGAGAGGGAGGGGGACGUUUUCUCCUGUUGUCGCCUUCCCUUCCUUCUGCCAUUUUGUGGAGAAGCUACAGCUACUCUCCACACCCGCACAGAGAGAGAACGUGGACUACGGACUCGUUGCAGACAAGAUGAGGCCAGAGGCACUGCUACUUCCUGCUGUUUAUCUCCCUGUGUCUUCCUGCCAGUCUGCCCCCUACUGGUUGAGAGGACUGUAAACCGGCAGAUGAUUUCUGCCUCAUUGACUUGAAUGAACUGGUUCCACCUACACACUGCUAAGGACCAAACCGAUAAUCGGAAACGACACCAAGUUGACUUUCUCUGAUACGUCUCCUAGCUAUGUGUCUUCAAUGUAGACACUCAAGUGGAUUAUUGAAAUGGACUUAAAACAUGAUUUUGGACUACAUCUUUUCUCAUAAAGACAUUAACCUCUGAGUGCAAGAACUUAUGGAACUGUUUUGUUGCUACGGGCCCUUUUCAUUGGCUCAUUCCCCUGUUCCGAAUGCUCCUAUUGGCUUGACCUGCCAGGCCAGCAGCCAACCUGGGUCUUGAUUGGCUGGUCAGCCCUCAUCAGACUUCUGGAUCUGAUUUGAACUUUUCACCUGCAUCAAAGACACUCAAAGCAAAUACGAAAGGACAUUUUUUUGGCAAAUCUGGUUACAGUGCACACAGAAUACGUCAUCAGUGUGUGUGCUAAUAGCCUACAUUCUGAAUUGACAACGGGGUGUUUGCCCAGACAUCUGUAAGAGACUUUCAAAGCUAUUUAUAGAACAUCUCCCCCUCACUGAACCUUUAUAAAACUACUCAAGCCAUAAUGGACUUCAACUUCAAUCUGUGGUCUCAUUGGACUAUUGAUUAUUACACCAUCAGAGACUUUUCAGCUGCAACUUUGCAAGUCUAUACGUCACGCAAAUUCUGUCAUGUACAUCAAGGGAUCCGAUUUGUUUAUAUUGGGACCUCAAAAGUUUUGACCCCUAUUUGUCGAUAAACCAUCCAUUCAGGAAUCCCUUGCCUCACAAGCCAAAGGCAAAAUGACUCUUUAUCAAGCAAAGCACCAGUCAGUUGAGAAAAGCCCUCUUCCCCCUCCCGUUCGAGAAAAAAAGUCCAAAGCUAAGAUCACUUCCUGCCUGCCGGCUAAUCACCAUUCAGCACACUCAAAUCGAGUCCCGCCCUCACUCCUCUGCCUUCUCUGAUUGGACCCUUGUUGCCUAGAUACAGUACACACUGCCGUGCGGUUGGGCCAUAGCCAAGCCAGUGAGGAAUCAGGUGUCAAUGGUACCAGGAAAUGACUUGUCAUUUUUCUCUCUAUUUGAGAUAUUUUACUUUUUUAAAUAACUGUUAAGUAAUGUCAGAUAGUUUCUUCUCAGAUCUGUUUGGUCGUUUACUUCGACUGGAGGAUUGACUUCAUUUUGCUAUGUUUAACUCAAUAUAAACCCUUUUAAACUGUCAUGAUUACUGCAGUUUCAAGUUGAUAGAACAUCCUAAUUUUAUAUGUAGCCUAUCCUAAGUGUCUGCAUGCAUUUCCUGUCAGAACACCAUUCUUUAUUUGAAUCCUCCACUGAAUUGGAACUGCAGUAUCAGCCCAGACCUGCUCAGGUGUCUCUGGUCUGACAGACGAGGUCUCCAGCGCCCACCCCUCCACCUCUGUGACAUUGAACACUUCGUCACAACCCAAACACUGACUCACAGCAUUGUAUGUAGAUGUUUAGGCACAAACACAGGCCUUUGUACAUAUACAUUUUAUGGGCAACAAAAUGAAGACUAUAUGCUGAGGAGUAUUUCUGUCUGUAAUAAAGCCCUUUUGUGGGUUAAAAGUCAUUCUGAUUGGCUGGGCAUGGCAACCCAGUGGGUGGACCUGGCUCCAAAUUGGGUGGGCCUAUGCCCUCCCAGGCCCACCCAUGACUGCACCCCUGCCUAGUCAUGUGAAAUCCAUAGAUUAGGGCCUAAUUAAUUUAUUUCAAUUGACUGAUUUCCUUUCAUGAACUGUAACUCAGCAAAAUCGUAGAAAUUGUUGCAUGUUGCGUUUUAUUUUUAUUCACUAUUUGAUUAUAAAAGAUAUACAGUUACAGUAUAGUCGGUCUCUCUGCUUACCACACACAGGAAGAGCCAGACAUCAUUAACCAUUAGCUCAAGGGUAUCCUCCUGGUCUGAACAUUAACAUCCCCGACCCAGAGCCCAUAAAGAUACAUUAAUACAACGCCCUGUCACUCAACUAGGAGCUAAAAGGAGUAAGUUAAUGUCAGUCCGUCUUACACUCAACCAGGUCUCUACAGUCUAUUAGAGGAAAGCUUGCUGAUGCCUUAAAUUAUACCCUUUAUAUAGCCUAUUCUAUGCACUUGGUUUGUCCUCUGUUGGCACUACACCCACACCACAGCAACACCGCAGUAGGAGUAUUUUCAGUUAAUUACCACCGUGCCUACACCAACACACUGACAAACCCAGUAGGAGUGUACUUUAGAUGUCUACUGAUUAGUUGCAGUGCUAAACCCACACUUACACACAGCAGGAACAUAUUCAUUUGUCUUAAUCUCUCAGCGUCUUUGAACAAAGGUGGAGGUGAACGUGUCUGGAGUUCCUCUCUGUAUCGACCAAGAGCCCCCCCCCAUCUUCUCCUUAUGUGGUUUAAUAGGAGCCUGUCAGAUAGUUCUCUCCCUCUCUAUCCUCCACCUCUCUCUCUCUCUGUUUAGUAUGUUGACACAGUAUCUGGGUCUCUUCUCACCCCACGCCCCUGGGGUAUCUGUUACAUCCUCUCUCUCUCUUUCCAGAGCACCACUCCUAAAGCGUUCGCUGCACGCAAGAUCUCCUUGACCAGUGAGUAUUACUGUUACCUGUCCUGGAUCCCCUCUAAUCUAGACUGUAGAAAAAGAAUCACAUCAGUCUAUAGAUGCAUUCCAUGUAGAGGGCUGUGGGUCCCUACAGAGAUCAUUGCAGCGCGUCAGCAUUUUUCAUGCUGCGGGUCCCACUGAUUAUCUGUAAUACAGCUAGCCAUAAUGGGUCACGUGAGAAACUGGUAAUUUAACCCAUUAAGUUAUGUUUGACGUUUUGAUAUUGCCUAUAGGGAACCAAAUUCCUCGAACCAUGGUGAGUUGCGUCAAACGCCUAAAAUUAACAUUGCGGGACUGCGGUUGGGUUCGGGACCAGUUAGUUCUUUUGGUAGCGGGUGAGAGUCGGACAGAAAGCCAGCGGGUGUGGGCGGGUGAGUUAUGAAAAGCUGCAGGCACAGCGGGAUGAAUAAAUCAGUCCCGCGCAGACCUCUAAUUCCAGGCUCAGUCGAAAGAGAAGCCAUAGAUUAGUCCGUUUUGAGUAAAUCAUGGUUCCUCUGCCAAGAUAUGUUGGUGACACAGGUGUGUGUUCAUAACGGAGUCUGUCAUAUAAAAUAUUAGUUUUCCUGAUUCAUUAGGAACUAGAUUCUCACCUCAGACAAUCAGGAAUCGUAUGCCUUUUUUUGUUUCUUUUUUUUUGUGUCAUUUAGCAGACGCUCUUAUCCAGUCUACACCUGUUGUAUUCGACGCAUGUGAAAAAUAAGAUUGGAUUACUAUACUAACCAUGUUAUUUAUCCUCUCAGCAGGCAGUAAGACUUCUCCAGAGGGAGGAGCAGCAGCAGGGGGGGAGGCAGAGUCCGGGACCGCCGCUGGGAGGAAGAGGAGGUGGGGAUCCAGCACGGCCGUCAACGCCAAGAAACCAUCCAUCAGCAUUACCACAGACUCACUCAAGGUACUGGACUGGGUAGCACAGACACACACACACACACACACACACACACAUAUUCUGAAGAAGAAAAAACACCCUGAAAAUCACUUUAAAUUCAGACAUUUACAUUUUAGUCAUUUAGCAGACGCUCUUAUCCAGAGCGACUUACAGGAGCAAUUAGGGUUAAGUGCCUUGCUUAAGGGCACAUCGACACAUUUUUCACCUAGUUGGCUCGGGGAUUGGAACCAGCGACCUUUCGGUUACUGGCACAACGCUCUUACCCACUAAGCUACCUGCCGCCCAUACGUUCAAAGUUGUUACAUUCAAACUUAUUGUCCUCCUUUCUCCCCCUCUCCUACCAGUCUCUGAUCCCAGACAUCAAGCCCAGUCAGGAGGCUGUGGUGGAUCUCCACCCUGAUGACAUACAGUUGUCUGGGGACGAGGACACCACCACCACCAGGGAGGACCAGGGCCUGGACAAGGGCCUCAAGAUCAGACGCACCGUCACACAGGUGGGGAGAGGGGCCUGGGGAGUGGAUCAGAUUAACUGUAAUAGGUUACUGUAUAAAUCACGCAUAGGUGUGUAUCUUAUGUGUGUACCAAAGAUGUGUAUACAACAUUACUGUGCGGGCCAUUCAAUGUAAUUGCACCACCAUAAGUUGAUGAUAGCUGGAGUGAUAUUGGUAUAUAGACUACAUUUAAAACUAGAUUUAGGUUUUAUUUAUUCGCACCAAAGAAUGACAGAACGGUUCAGAUAAACUGGUAAAAGCAGAGUGCAGGUGAGGUUAGAAGCCCAAAAACACACCCCAAAUAUAAGUAUGAAAAAAAAGUUUGUUCAAUCAGUUAAGCAAUGUACAUUAAUAUCAUAAAUAGACAAGGUUUGUAGUUUCUUAAACAAAGGUACAGAUGGAGCCAGGUAAUUAGAGGAGGUGGCUAGUCUUGUAAAUGUAUUUUGUAUGAUGAGUAAUUUGUGUAGGUAGGAGGCAUAUGUACUGGGCCAGACAAUAUUACAGUAAAUAAGAUAUGGGUAAAUUAAGCUAUAGUAAAGAGUUAGGAAGCAAGCCUGAUGAACCAAACCAUUAAUCUUUCUGAUGAUACCAACAGAUAUCACUUUGCUACAGACAAAUUGAAUAUGAUCUUUCCAGGAUAACCUUUCAUCAAUUAGAACUGUUCCAUUUAAUUCCCACCAAUUGAGAUUCUGGAGAAUACAAUAAAGUCUGAAACCAUUCAGAAAAUGUGGCCGUAUCUGAGUUGGCUUCAUUAAUUAGUUAAUCAAAAUAGUUGUGUGAUAAAAUCCAAUUGGUAUCAUCAGCAAAGAGAAUGGGAAGUAUGGUAGAAGACACAGCAGCAAGGUCAUUGAUAUAGAUUAGGAAUAACAAAGGUCCAAUUAUCGAACCCUGUCGCACACCACAGGGUAUUUUGGCCCUGGUAGAUGCACAGCAGUUUGCAUAAACAAAUUGUUCUCUAUCAUAAACAUAACUAUAUAACCAAUUAUAUGUACACUACCGUUCAAAAGUUUGGGGUCACUCAGAAAUGUCCUUGUUUUCCAUGAAAACAUACAUGAAAUUAGUUUGAAUAGGGAAUAUAGCAAAAUGAAAAGGAAAUGUAGUCAUUGACAAGGUUAGAAAUAAUGAUUUUUAAUUUAAAUAAUAAUUGUCCUUCAACCUUUGCUUUCGUCAAAGAAUCCUCAAUUUGCAGCAAUUACAGCCUUGCAGACCUUAAGCAUUCUAGUUGUAUAUUUGUUGAGGUAAUCUGAAGAGAUUUCACCCCAUGCUUCCUGAAGCACCUCCCACAAGUUGGAUUGGCUUGAUGGGCACUUCUUACGUACCAUACGGUCAAGCUGCUCCCACAACAGCUCAAUAGGGUUGAGAUCCGGUGACUGUGCUGGCCACUCCAUUAUAGAUGGAAUACCAGCUGACUGCUUCUUCCCUAAAUAGUUCAUGCAUAGUUUGGAGCUGUGCUUUGGGUCAUUGUCCUGUUGUAGGAGGAAAUUGGCUCCAAUCAAGCGCCGUCCACAGGGUAUGGCAUGGCGUUGCAAAAUGGAGUGAUAGCCUUCCCUCUUCAAGAUCCCUUUUACCCUGUACAAAUCUCCCACUUUACCACCACCAAAGCACCCCCAGACCAUCACAUUGCCUCCACCAUGCUUGACAGAUGGCAUCAAGCACUCCUCCAGCAUCUUUUCAUUUGGUCUGCGUCUCACAAAUGUUCUUCUUUGUGAUCCGAACACCUCAAACUUCGAUUCGUCUGUCCAUAACACUUUUUUCCAAUCUUCCUCUGUCCCGUGUGUGUGUUCUUUUGCCCAUCUUAAUCUUUAAUUUGUAUUGGCCCGUCUGAGAUAUGGCUUUUUCUUUGCAACUCUGCCUAGAAGGUCAGCAUCCCGGAGUCGCCUCUUCACUGUGACGUUGAGACUGGUGUUUUUGCGCGUACUAUUUAAUGAAGGUGCCAGUUGAGGACCUGUGAGGCGUCUUUUUCUCAAACUAGACACUCAAAUCUAUUUGUCCUCUUGCUCAGUUGUGCACCGGGGCCUCCCACUCCUCUUUCCAUUCUGGUUAGAGCCAGUUUGCGCUGUUCUGUGAAGGGAGUUGUACGAGAUCUUCAGUUUCUUGGCAAUUUCUCGCAUGGAAUAGCCUUCAUUUCUCAGAACAAGAAUAGACUGACGAGUUUCAGAAGAAAGUUAUUUGUUUCUGUUCAUUUUGAGCCUGUGAUCGAACCCACAAUUUCUGAUGCUCCAGAUACUCAACUAGUCUCAAGAAGGUCAGUUUUAUUGCUGCUUUAAUCAGCACAACAGUUUUCAGCUGUGCUAACAUAAUUACAAAAGGGUUUUCUAAUGAUCAAUUAGCCUUUUAAAACGAUAAACUUGGAUUAGCAAACACAACGUGCCAUUGGAACACAGGACUGAUGGUUGCUGAUAACGGCCUCUGUACGCCUAUGUUGAUAUUCCAAUAAAAAUCAGCCAUUUCCAGCUACAAUAGCCAUUUACAACAUUAACAAUGUCUACACUGUAUUUCUGAUCAGUUUGAAGUUAUUUUAAUGGGCAAAAACAUUGCUUUUCUUUCAAAAACAAGGACAUUUCUAAGUGACCCCAAACGUUUAAACGGUAGUGUAUAAUCAUGAAAUCCGUAAUAAUGCAGUUUAGAAAGUAAUAUUUCAUGAUCAACCAUAUCAAACGCUUUGGAUAAAUCUAAAAAGAUGCCAAAUGCGUAUUAAUUGUUAAGGGCUGUAAAGAUUUUGUCCUCAAGUUGCAAAAGAGCUAUAUCUGUGGAGUAGUUUUAACGAUAACCAUAUUGGUGCUCAUAUAGAAUACAUUGUUGAUUUUAAAUGUUUCAACUUUCUCUUAUAUACCAAUUUCUCUAGGAUUUUAGAAAAACAUAGUACUGAUAUUGGGCGAUAAUUUGUAAAAGAUCUUGGAUCCCCAGAUUUAUAGAGGGGGAUAACUUUGGCAAUUUUCUCAUCUUUAGGAACAAUACCAGUUUGCGUAGAUUUGGUGAAGAUAUACGUUAGAGGCUGCUGCUGAUAUCUUUUAAGUUUCCAAUUACCUCCAUUACAUCAGGGGGAUCAAACUGAAGCAGAGAAGGGAAAUGUCCCUUAAUGUAAUCCAAGGGAUUUCCAUCAGGAUUUUUUGAGACCGGUUGUAAACCAAGGUUUCCAGAACCCUUCUGCUGCUCUCUUAUGUGGUUUAACUAAGGGAAAGCACUGGUGAAAUACAGAAUUGAAAGAUGUGAGAAGUCUGGUAAGCAGACUCCACAUGGUCUUGAUUAUAAACAUUUCCCCAUGAAAUAUCAUCAAUCAACAUCUUAAAGCGCUCACAAUUACUUUUGUUAAAUAUUCUACAUUUUAAUGCUAUUAAUCAUUCCCAUCUGUUCAUUCCCAGCUGCCAAAGAGAAGUGGAAAAUUGGAAAGUGGUCAGAAAUGUCAGUAUAAAGUAUACCUUUAUUAGCCACAUUAUUCAAAUAAUUAGUAAAAAUAUUAUCAAUAAGCUUGGCAGGUGAACUAACUGGUCACUCUUGUGGGCUUAUAGAUGAGGGGAUACAGAUAGCUGGAGUAUAAAGUAUUUAAAAAAUCAGAUGUCAGUGAGUGGUUCUCACUUCUUUAAAUAAAUGUAUGUUGUAAUCAACCAAUUCUUUUCUUAAUUAUUAACCAAAUCCAAGCAUAUCAAUAAAACUACCAAUAUCAGAAUCGGGUGGCCGAUUUUUUUUUUAACCACCAAAAAAUGAACAGGAGAGAAUUUCAAGGAAGAGAUUCAACAUCAGUGUUAUCAGAUGUAAGUGCGAGGUCCUCUCUUACAAAGAAUUGAAAACAUUUAUGAACAAAGAUGGACACUCCUCCUCCCACUCUUGAUGUUCUAAAUAACAUGCCAUUUAGCAGACGCUUUUAUCCAAAGCGACUUAGUCAUUCGUGCAUACAUUUUUGUGUAUGGGUGGUCCCGGGGAUCGAACCCACUACCCUGGCAUUACAAGCGCCGUGCUCUACCAGCUGAGCUACAGGAUUAUAAGGAGACAUGUCAUAAAGCAUGGUUGUCUCUUCAGUCAGCCAUGUUUCUGAAAGGGCAACAAUGGAAAAUUCAUGACUGAGAGAAGACAGAUAAUGAACAAGGUUUUUGCAAACGUUCUAAGGAAAGGUAGAAAAUAAGCUAGUCUUGGAAUUAGAUAAACUGCUAUACAGGUUGUUAAAUUGCUUCACAUUAUAGUGAUCACAAGUGAUACUUAUUUCUGAUACAUUUCUGGAAAUGUGAAUCUGGAUCAACACAAUCAUUAUAUUUAUAAUUUGCUUCAUUAAUAUGUAAUGUGUUGAAGACCACGUUAUCAGGGUUGAUAUCCUGCCCAACUAAGAGAGCGAGACAGUGGGAAUCAUCCAGAGGGUGGAACAGAAACAUGGAAGUACGUGCCUCACAUGUCCAAUACAACCAUUUGUGUUAGUUUUAUCAAUGGGGUGCACUUCAUAUGGAAUGCACAUCGACACAGUCCACAUAGCAUCACAGAAGACUUGAGGGUUAUGACAUUGAGCAAUGUGUGUUUUUGGUCAUGAGGUUAGGUGAAACACAUGAACAAAGUAGAGUAAAUAUGUGCGUGUGUGUCAAAUCAGUGGACUAUAGUGGAGUCACUUGCCAUUAUCCUACGAGAGGGGGGGGGGGGGGGUGAAUGACCAGCUGAUCAUACUUCCAAGUAUGCGAUGUUGCCUUCUUUUUGUUCUUCUGUUAGUCGUGGCAGCAGUUCCUUUCUUUUGAGGCGUACCUUUUUGGAGAAGUCUUCAUUGAUGAAUAUUUUGGUUCCCUUCAGGCACUUGGCACUCCUGAGAAUCUCCUUGUCUUUGAACCUGAGCAGUUUCUUCACUAUAGAUCUGGGCAGUCCAACGGGAAAGAAAGGGCCAUUCCUAUGCCCUCUCUAUCUCCAUGAGUUUAGGGUCCAGUUUGAGUUGAUCUGCCUGGAGUUUCAUGGCCUCGACUUCUGUGUCAUACCAAGUUUCAGUCUUUACGUCCUCAAUUACAUCGAUUUAAAAUGUUAUUGCGCCUCGAUUGGUUUUCGAGGUAGUCUCCUUUGGAAGAGUGCUUGUCAAGUGUUUGAAAAAUUGCGAAAUCCUUACAGAUCUAUUAGAUCUUUAUAGAACUAUUUUUGUUGAUCGAGUAGUUCAUGAAGUGUAGUGCUUGAUACAUAUUCCUCUUCCGCAUUGACCUUUGCAGCAUUUUUCUGUCUAGCAUAAGCCAUGCCCCAAGCUUGUUGUGACAUAAAAUGAGUUCGCAAACACAACCCACACCCAGCCUCCCAAAAACAAGCACUGCCAGUGAAAUGGCAAAUGAACACAGGCAACAGAGACUUGAUCACACAUGCACCAGUACGAUAAACAGAGAGAAGGCGGAGGACUUACUCACUGUAUGGAUCCUGGCUGCACUUUACUAAACGAGCGGGAGAUCACGAACUCGCAAGUUAGUGCAGUUGAUACAAGCAGUAUGCGGGGCAGUAAGCCUAAACACUGGUCGAAGAAUGCUUGGGAGAGACAGUGGUAGGAGCAUUCGCUUACCCACGGAACGAGCAACGUGAAAGAGUUGCGUGUGAGGACGGAGGCAGUUUUCUUUUUAUCGACGACCAAACAUUUAUUCUUAUUCACUUGCGCUAAAUAGUGAUUAAGUUGUCUCUUCUCCAUUCAUAGGUGGUCCCAGGUGAAAACCCGGAGAAUGGCCAGGGAGAACGAGAGGAGGAGGAGGAGGAGGAGGAGAAACCGGAGCGUGACAGAGGGAGGACACAGAAAGAGAAGAGGAAGAACAGCAACUCAGAAGACACCAUGGAGUCUCAGUCCUCCACUACUCACGACGCCGACGCUAAGAAAGGUAACUAGCCGCACAACAGUUCUGAAGUGUAACACCAUCUCCCAAGCCUCAGGCUAAUAUGACAAUUCUUUCUAACCACUUUUUCUUCCUGCUCCUUGCCCCUUAUUUUUCCCCUUCUCUUUAAAUCUAUCUCUCUCUCAGUCAUUCCCAGUGAUACUCUGGUGCGUCGCUCCAUCAGUCAGCAGAAGUCAGGUGUGUCUGUUACCAUCGACGACCCGGUCCGCACCGCCAAACAGCCCUCUCCGCCCAGAGGCAAAGUCUCCAACAUCGUCCACGUAUGUAACCUGGUGAGUUCAGAGCAGUGUCUUUAACCCACUCAUUUGAGUGUAUAACAUACAUAAAAGUAGAUCUUGGGAAAUGGUUGCUCUUAAUCACGGAUCAGUUUUUAAAAUGUUCUUCCCUAAUGGUUAAGGUUAUGAUAAACAGAUCCUAGAUCUGCAAAAGGGCAACUUCUACCUUGAAUCAACAUCAUGAACUGAGUGACAUUUGGCCCUGAUUGACCUAUGACCUCUCUCCUGUCCAUUAGGUGCGACCUUUCACCCUGGGCCAGCUGAAGGAGCUACUGAACAGGACAGGCUCAGUGGCAGAGGAUGGCUUCUGGAUCGAUAAGAUCAAGUCUCACUGCUACGUCACUGUGAGUAACUGUCAUUGUCUCUCUCAUACCAGUUUAUCUUUCACUAUCAUCGUCUGUCAGUCUCAAGUCUGUCAGAUAAUUAAUUCCGUAUUUACUUAAUUGAGCCUAGGGACUAGAGAAACUGAUGGCUUUGAAAGUCCACGCACAUCACACUGUUGUUUUUCGAAGAACUGGUCAUUGUUCUUUGUUGACCUGUCUCUCUCUCUCUCUUCUCCCAGUACUCCAGCACAGAGGAGGCUGUGGCCACGCGAGCUGCUCUCCACGGGGUGAAGUGGCCCCAAAGCAACCCUAAGGUCCUCAGUGUGGACUUCUGUGAGCAGAACGAGGUGAUUCUGUUCUACCCUCUCACACCCAACAGGGAACAACUGGACUAGUACUAGUAAACACUAGGAACAUAGGAAUAUUAGCCCUGAUGUACUAAUGGGUAUCUACAUAAACUAACUUGGGGGAAGAAAUAGCUGGCGCUUGAUGUGCAGACAACGUGUAAAUUAUAUUAUUUAACACAAAUUGAACCACGCCCUUCCUCUCUUAUCAAUCCAAGGGAAAUGUUUUUUUCCCUCUCAUUCAUCCUUUCUUCCCCUCGUUCUCUCCCUUCUCUAGCUGGACUUCCACAGAGGCCUGCUGACAGUGGACCCCAGAGAGGAGCACCGCCCCCAGCCUGGUGUGGGUCCUGGAGGUCCCAAAGUCCGACCGGGCGCGCUGCCCCCUCUGAUGGACGGGCGCGGGGACCGCGCCGUGGUCGGAGGGGUGCGGGACCAGUGGGCGGAGAGAGAGAGGGAGAUGGAACGCCGGGAGAGAACCAGGGCGGAACGUGAGUGGGACCGGGACAAGGUUCGAGACUUCGGAGGCAAACCAGGAGAGGAGAGGGAGAGAGGGAGGAGAUCUCGCUCCCUGGAUAGAGAGAGGAGGCGGAAGGAGAGGGACGGGAAGGAGAAGAAGACCGACAAAAAGGGUGAGAGGAGAUGGAGUCUUUCCUAAGCCUCGCAGAAGCUGCUUUUGUCCUCCAUAUACAUGUUUUAAUAUCUAAGCUGUUUGUAACCUAUAGCUAUUACGAUGUUAACUCACUGUCUUUCUCUCUCUCUCCUCUAUUUUCAUCCAUUCCAACAGACGAGCCUCCUGCCAAAUUACUAGACGACCUCUUCAAUAAGACCAAAGCAGCUCCCUGUAUAUACUGGCUCCCCCUCACUGAAGAACAGGUAAGACACAAACACUUCAUCCUAAUGCAACAACUUGAUAGGAGUGUGUUUUGUCAUUGAUUACUGUUGUUGGUAUCCCCAGGCAAACCAGAGGGGAAAAGAACGGGAAGAGCGACAGAAAGAACGAGAGAGGAGGCGGAAAGAACAGCUGGAGGAGGAGGACAAGAAGCGAGAGGAGGAGAGAAAGGAGAGAAUUAAAAGCAGAGAGAAGGAGGGAGGAGCUGCGGUAAGCACUGGAAGUGUGAGUGUCCGGGGAUCUGAGGGAGACCGGGACAGAGAGAGGGAGCGAGGGAGGGACAGAGAGGGGGAUAAGAGGAGGGACAGUGGUGGUUUCAGACCCAGAGGUCCUGAUACUAAACCCUCUUCAGGGUUCCGACGCUCCCGUAGCCGUAGCAACCCCCGAGACAAACGCCGUUGAGUGUUCAGUUUGACAGAGUGUUAGGGGUGGAUGCAGUCCCUAAUUCAACACACAAUUGAAUUAGGCACUGAGAGAGAGCUCUAGUCCCCCUCUUUUACCUUUAAACCACUUCCAUAGUCUUCAGGGUAACAGUCUGUUCCUCCUCACUGGCUAUCCUGUCCUUUGGGCCAGGGAGACUCCUAUUUAGAAAACCCCAGAUCCUCACGCAGUAAUGCCAUCUCUCUCACAUGUUCAUAAACAUCUACAUGUAUAGACUUUAGUCACAUGUUGAUAGUGAAGCGAAAAAUGGCUGCCUCCAAAAUGGCACCCUAUUUCCUCUAUAGGGAAUAGAUACAGUGACAUUUCAGAUGCAAUCGCUCUCCCUCUUCCUCAUAUAGCGGUCUCAACUGUCUGAAGCUCCUCAUACGAAGCAGUCCAGAGGCCUAUUCUGAGCUCUGUAAAUUCUCAUGCAUUUUAACCAGAAAUGGAAAGAAAGGGUGGAGGUUUGCCUCAAGGCUUGGAACGGAGUCUUGUUCCACCAAUCUCUUCAGCCACACAGUAAUAAGACUGUUCUCUGUAAUAAUCCAUUUAAAAAUAGCAGCCCAGCUUACCAACCCCCAAAUGUGUUCUAGAGUCAAUUUUAGUAUUCCAAAAUCCAGUGAAGUUAUUUUUUCUAGGACCAGUACCAAGGCCCUUAGUAAGGUCAUGUGAAGGUUAUUUUUUUCUGCUUUGACGUUUUAUUAUGAUGAAUCAUGUAAAUCUCAGCCUUGGAUGGUUUUUGUGUGUUAUAGUGUGUGUGUGGUGUGGUGGUGCUCUGCUCUCCCUCUCGCCACACACUAAGGUUAAAGUUGGUAAUGUGUCAUUACACUGAAAGCACCAUAUGUUUAAGAAAAUUAGGAAACUGUCUUUUUGCCUUGUCAGAGGGGUAGGGAAAUGUUUGUGUGGGGUGGGGAGGGGAGGGGGACUGAUUUCAUUGACGCACACUUGGCAUGUAUACUGUUCUUUUAUAGGUUGUUUGGGUGGGGAGGGGGAACCCAACGCACUGAGAAUCUGUGGGGCACGACGUGAAACUGUCCCAUUUUUGCUCUCUUCCCUCUUAUUUGCUCAGACCCUCCCAGUUCUUUUUUUUUACAUUAAAUCAGACAUGGGUUGGGUUUAAAACUUAGAUUAUUACUGUUUUAAUAUUGUUUUAAAUUUGUUUGAAACAGAUUCUUAUUUGGCUCUCUUUUUUUUCCUCCUGUAAGUGCUGAAUGUACAAAGAAUUAAAAAUAAAUGUAAAAGUUUAAAUGUUGUGUUAGCACAUUCUUUAGUAUAGUAUCUCAAGUCACAUUUUGUAAUGUUGAUCACGUUCCCAGUAGACUGUUGAUUCAACAAGUACUUAUUCAGGAGAUGAGUAAAUAUAUGAUAUACACUACAUGACCAAAAGUAUGUGGACACCUGCGUGUCGAACAUCUCAUUUCAAACUCAUGGGCAUUAAUAUGGAGUUGGUCCUCUCUUUGCUGCUCCACUCUUCUGGGAAGGCUUUCCACUAGAUGUUGGAACAUUGCUGCGGGGACUUGCUUCCAUUCAGCCAUGAGCAUUAGUUGGGUCGGCCACUGAUGUUGGGCGAUUAGGCCUGGCUCGCAGUCACCGUUCCAAUUCAUCCCAAAGGUGUUCGAUGGAGUUGAGGUCAGGGCUCUGUGCAGGCCAGUCAAGUUAUUUCCUUGUCAUGCUGAAACAGGAAAGGGCCUUCCCUGAACUGUUGCCACAAAGUUGGAAGCACAGAAUUGUCUACAAUGUCAUUGUAUGCUGUAGUGUUAAGAUUUCCCUUCACUGGAACUAAGGGGCCUAGCCCGAACCAUGAAAAACAGCCCCAGACCAUUAUUUCACCUCUACCAAACUUUACAGUUGGCACUAUGCAUUGGGGCAGGUAGCGUUCUCCUGGAUCCGCCCAACCCAGAUUUGUCCGUGGAACUGCCAGAUGGUGAAGCGUGAUUCAUCACACCAGAGAACGUGUUUCCACUGCUCCAGAGUCCAAUGGUGGCGAGCUUUACACCACUCCAGCCAAAGCUUGGCAUUGCGGAUGGUGAUCUUAGGCUUGUCUGCGGCUGCUCGUCCAUGGGAUCCCAUUUCAUGAAGCUCCCGACUAACAGUUCUUGUGCUGAUGUUGCUUCCAGAGGCAGUUUGGAACUCUGUAGUGAGUCUUGCAACCGAGGACAGACGAUUUUUACAUGGUCCUGUUCUGUGAGCUUGUGUGGCCUACCACUUUGCUCCUAGACGUUUCCACUUCACAAUAACAGCACUUAAAGUUGACCGGGGCAGCUCUAGCAGGGCAGAAAUUUGACUAACUGACUUGUUGGAAAGGUGGCAUCCUAUGACAGUGCCACGUUGAAAGUCACUGAGCUCUUCAGUAAGGCCAUUCUACUGACAAUGUUUGUCUGAAGAUUGCAUGGCUGUGUGCUCGAUUUUAUACACCUGUCAGCAACGAGUGUGGCUGAAAUAGCCGACUCUACUAAUUUUGAAGUGGUGUCCACCUACUUUUGUAUGUGUAUGUAUGUAUGUGUAUAUAUAUGUGUGUGUGUAUAUAUAUAUAUAUAUAUAUAUAUAUAUAUAUAUAUAUAUAUAUAUAUAUAUAUACACUGCUCAAAAAAAUAAAGGGAACACUAAAAUAACACAUCCUAGAUCUGAAUGAAUGAAAUAAUUUUAUUAAAUACUUUUUUCUUUACAUAGUUGAAUGUACUGACAACAAAAUCACACAAAAAUUAUCAAUGGAAAUCAAAUGUAUCAACCCAUGGAGGUCUAGAUUUGGAGUCACACUCAAAAUUAAAGUGGAAAACCACACUACAGGCUGAUCCAACUUUGAUGUAAUGUCCUUAAAACAAGUCAAAAUGAGGCUCAGUAGUGUGUGUGGCCUCCACGUGCCUGUAUGACCUCCCUACAACGCCUGGGCAUGCUCCUGAUGAGGUGGCGGAUGGUCUCCUGAGGGAUCUCCUCCCAGACCUGGACUAAAGCAUCCGCCAACCCCUGGAUAGUCUGUGGUGCAACGUGGCGUUGGUGGAUGGAGCGAGACAUGAUGUCCCAGAUGUGCUCAAUUGGAUUCAGGUCUGGGGAACGGGCGGGCCAGUCCAUAGCAUCAAUGCCUUCCUCUUGCAGGAACUGCUGACACACUCCAGCCACAUGAGGUCUAGCAAUGUCUUGCAUUAGGAGGAACCCAGGGCCAACCGCACCAGCAUAUGGUCUCACAAGGGGUCUGAGGAUCUCAUCUCGGUACCUAAUGGCAGUCAGGCUACCUCUGGCGAGCACAUGGCCCCCCAAAGAAAUGCCACCCCACACCAUGACUGACCCACCGCCAAACCGGUCAUGCUGGAGGAUGUUGCAGGCAGCAGAACUUUCUCCACGUCUUCUCCAGACUCUGUGACUUCUGUCACGUGCUCAGUGUGAACCUGCUUUCAUCUGUGAAGAGCACAGGGCGCCAGUUGGGAAUUUGCCAAGCUUGGUGUUCUCUGGCAAAUGCCAAACGUCCUGCACGGUGUUGGGCUGUAAGCACAACCCCCACCUGUGGACGUCAGGCCCUCAUACCACCCUCAUGGAGUCUGUUUCUGACCGUUUGAGCAGACACAUGCACAUUUGUGGCCUGCUGGAGGUCAUUUUGCAGGGCUCUGGCAGUGCUCCUCCUGCUCCUCCUUGCACAAAGGCGGAGGUAGUAGUCCUGCUGCUGGGUUGUUGCCCUCCUACGGCCUCCUCCACGUCUCCUGAUGUACUGGCCUGUCUCCUGGUAGCGCCUCCAUGCUCUGGACACUACGCUGACAGACACAGCAAACCUUCUUGCCACAGCUCGCAUUGAUGUGCCAUCCUGGAUGAGCUGCACUACCUGAGCCACUUGUGUGGGUUGUAGACUCCGUCGCAUGCUACCACUAGAGUGAAAGCACCACCAGCAUUCAAAAGUGACCAAAACAUCAGCCAGGAAGCAUAGGAACUGAGAAGUGGUCUGUGGUCACCACCUGCAAAACCAGUCCUUUAUUGGGGGUGUCUUGCUAAUUGCCUAUAAUUUCCACGUGUUGUCUAUUCCAUUUGCACAACAGCAUGUGAAAUGUAUUGUCUAUCAGUGUUGCUUCCUAAGUGGACAGUUUGAUUUCACAGAAGUGUGAUUGACUUGGAGUUACAUUGUGUUGUUUAAGUGUUCCCUUUAUUUUUUUGAGCAGUGUAUAUGUAUGUAUAUAUAUAUACAUACAUACAUACAUACAUACAUACAUACAUACAUACAUACAUACAUACAUACAGUGGGGGAAAAAAGUAUUUAGCCACCAAUUGUGCAAGUUCUCCCACUUAAAAAGAUGAGAGAGGCCUGUAAUUUUCAUCAUAGGUACACGUCAACUAUGACAGACAAAAUGAGAAAAAAAUAUCCAGAAAAUCACAUUGUAGGAUUGUUAAUGAAUUUAUUUGCAAAUUAUGGUGGAAAAUAAUUAUUUGGUCAAUAACAAAAGUUUCUCAAUACUUUGUUGGCAAUGACACAGGUCAAACGUUUUCUGUAAGUCUUCACAAAGUUUUCACACACUGUUGCUGGUAUUUUGGCCCAUUCCUCCAUGCAGAUCUCCUCUAGAGCAGUGAUGUUUUGGGGCUGUCGCUGGGCAACACGGACUUUCAACUCCCUCCAAAGAUUUUCUAUGGGGUUUAGAUCUGGAGACUGGCUAGGCCACUCCAGGACCUUGAAAUGCUUCUUACGAAGCCACUCCUUCUUUGCCUAUGCGGUGUGUUUGGGAUCAUUGUCAUGCUGAAAGACCCAGCCACGUUUCAUCUUCAAUGCCCUUGCUGAUGGAAGGAGGUUUUCACUCAAAAUCUCACGAUACAUGGCCCCAUUCAUUCUUUCCUUUACACGGAUCAGUCGUCCUGGUCCCUUUGCAGAAAAACAGCCCCAAAGCAUGAUGUUUCCACCCCCAUGCUUCACAGUAGGUAUGGUGUUCUUUGGAUGCAACUCAGCAUUCUUUGUCCUCCAAACACGACGAGUUGAGUUUUUACCAAAAAGUUCUAUUUUGGUUUCAUCUGACCAUAUGACAUUCUCCCAAUCCUCUUCUGGAUCAUCCAAAUGCACUCUAGCAAACUUCAGACGGGCCUGGACAUGUACUGGCUUAAGCAGGGGGACACGUCUGGCACUGCAGGAUUUGAGUCCCUGGCGUCGUAGUGUGUUAUUGAUGGUAGGCUUUGUUAAUUUGGUCCCAGCUCUCUGCAGGUCAUUCACUAGGUCCCCCGUGUGGUUCUGGGAUUUUUGCUCACCGUUCUUUUGAUCAUUUUGACCCCACGGGGUGAGAUCUUGCGUGGAGCCCCAGAUCGAGGGAGAUUAUCAAUUUCCUAAUAAUUGCUCCCACAGUUGAUUUCUUCAAACAAAGCUGCUUACCUAUUGCAGAUUCAGUCUUCCCAGCCUGGUGCAGGUCUACAAUUUUGUUUCUGGUGUCCUUUGACAGCUCUUUGGUCUUGGCCAUAGUGGAGUUUGGAGUGUGACUGUUUGAGGUUGUGGAUAGGUGUCUUUUAUACUGAUAACAAGUUCAAACAGGUGCCAUUAAUACAGGUAACGAGUGGAGGACAGAGCAGCCUCUUAAAGAAGAAGUAACAGGUCUGUGAGAGCCAGAAAUCUUGCUUGUUUGUAGGUGACCAAAUACUUAUUUUCCACCAUAAUUUGCAAAUAAAUUCAUUAAAAAUCCUACAAUGUGAUUUUCUGGAUUUUUUUUCUCAUUUUGUCUGUCAUAGUUGACGUGUACCUAUGAUGAAAAUUACAGGCCUCUCAUCUUUUUCAGUGGGAGAACUUGCACAAUUGGUGGCUGACUAAAUACUUUUUCCCCCCACUGUAUAUAUAUAUAGUCCUGCACGCAAGCAUGAUAUCCUGAAUACUAGGUUUGAUUGCCACCUUCGGGCCACAGAUUGUAACUGCAAUAAAGAUCUCUCAAAAGUUGAACACACAAAAAGGAAAAUAUUUAUUAAUUACAACCGAUUCAGGAAUGUUUUAAAAACUUUUACAAGAAGAAACACUUACAAAAUCUCUUACGGUAAACAAGUCAAAGUUUAAGUGCAAAUUGUUUGCUAGUGAUAGUUAAAUACAAAAACAGGUUAACCAGAUCGAUCAAUAAAUCCCUUGUUCUUCUAUAGCACGCAGUAGACGCACGGUGGGUCGGGUGGUCAAGAGAACCAUAGGAUGGUGUAUUCAUCUUAGCCUGGUCCCAGAUCUGCCAAACAAUGGCGUGACAAUGACCAUAGGAGUUGACAACACCGCACAAACUGACCUUUGACCCGGCUAUAUUCUUCUCCCACUCUGGUACAGUGAUGGUCUGUGGAACAGCAGGACUCAUUUUGUCGCACAUGGGUGGUGUUCAGUAGGCACACAACUGGAGAAAAUGCUCAACUUGUCCAAAAAUAAAUACUUAUUUUCAUCUUUCACCAAACGUGUGUGUCUUAAUGAACCCCAGGUCAUAUACAUACAGGGGUCUGAUCUAAACAGGGUUGGGGUGUAACGGAUUACAAAAACGAAUCCCGUUACGUUACCAGCAAGAUUAUUACUUCUAGGCAUCCUUUUUAAAUUCAGAAAGGAUGUUUGCGUAAAAAAAAUAUUUGACACAUUUGUUUUCUCAAUGACAUUCAAAUCAGCAUUGAAAGAAGGCGCAAGUUUAAAUUUCAUCCGCCUAAGCGAGUCUGACAAGUCAAUGGUCACUAUGUUGACGCACCAAAUGUUUGAUGGCUCGCGGGAAAAGCGAAGGAAUUGGCUUUUGUAGGCUACAGUCCAAUGUUGAGACUGCUGUCGGCAUCCAAAGAUUAUCCAACUUGAAUAAAUGCUUGGCGAUAAGGACGACAGCAGUGGUGUAGCCUACACUGCAGCUCUCUCAUUUAGCUAUUUGCGUCGUACGGAUUGUGGUUGUUGUCGAUGGCUGUUCAAAUGUAUGUGUAUUUUAACCCAAUAAUGAUUUAAUUGAAAAAGUAUCAAUGGUUGUUUAUGCAACCAGUGGCUAGCCAGUGAAAAAUGAGCUCAUGCUGCAGAUCUAUUUUUUACUUAACACUUUAUUUUCUUAACUGCAUUGUUGGUUAAGGGCUUGUAAGUAAGCAUUUCACUGUAAAGGUCUACAUCUGUUGUAUUCGGCGCAUGUGGCAAAUAACAUUUGAUUUGAUUCCAGCCUAUGGAAUACAAGUUUGAAGGAGUUCUUACCUUCUAUACUCCUCUGUGGUAUUGUGCUCAAUACUGUCGAAAACGAGUUUUAAUUUAAGGACACGAUUAGGGCUUUUAUUGCUCAAUCUAAUUUGUGCUGAUUAAAAACAAAUCCAUAGGCCUAACGGACUCGCUCACUUUGAUACACUUAAAGGGUCAAUCUGUAGUUGCUACCUCCCAUUUUUUGACUUAUAAAUUAAUGAUACUGUAUAUACCCAUUGAUUCUUUAAGAAUAUAACUUAUAAAUGCCUCAUGUGCUUAGUUUAACUAUCACACCCCAUGAUAACCCAAAAUACUGUAAGCUUGUUUUUCUCCAAUGUUUGUAAACAUUAUUUACAAACACUAGCCUCAAAACAUGGGUAUUUUUUUAUAUGUACAAACAUUGGAGAAUUGUCAGUCCUUGCAUCUAUGGCUCUGUCUAUUAAUCUUAGUGGUUACAUUUCUCCAGGCCCAUCCCUCAGCUUUUUACCAAAACGGGAAAGUAAUCUAAAAGUAACUGAAACUAAUCUGAUGACAUUACUGAGUUUGGGUAAUCCAAAAGUUGUUACUGAUUACAAUUUGACAGGUAACUAGUUACUAACGGAUUACAUUUAGAAAGUAACCUACCCAACCCUGGAUCUAAGACAUUGGUGCCAUCUUGUCAAACACUGCAACAAAACCGUAAAUAUGAUACAUCUUAUACCAGUAUUUUCAUGUGUGAGCUUGUCUCUUGAGUAGAAGGAAAUUCGAACAUCAGAGCAAACCCAUAUUAUCUUGGUGUGCAAUAG
Molecule: messenger RNA, 32672 nt
Organism: Coregonus sp. 'balchen'
Lineage: Eukaryota; Metazoa; Chordata; Actinopteri; Salmoniformes; Salmonidae
Source: the annotation of a GenBank genome assembly